This is a messenger RNA of Microplitis demolitor, 1821 nucleotides long. RefSeq names its product alpha-L-fucosidase (gene Fuca). Bases 328 to 1731 code for a protein of 467 amino acids. The transcript has 6 exons. The record is from RefSeq and is a predicted model, not a curated record. Gene Ontology annotation, cellular component: lysosome. Gene Ontology annotation, biological process: fucose metabolic process; glycoside catabolic process. NCBI's taxonomy places the organism in Eukaryota, Metazoa, Arthropoda, Insecta, Hymenoptera, Braconidae. Gene Ontology annotation, molecular function: alpha-L-fucosidase activity.
UACGUGCCGUCGACUGCGCUGCAUGUCUCGUAAUUAAUAAUAAUAAUUAAUAACUCAUUAUUUACUUAACUUUACACUUUAGUUGAUAAUUGUGCACCGGUAAUUUAAUAUCAUCUAGAUAUUUAUUUUUUAUCUGAAGGCUUUGAAAAUCUAGUAGGAAUAAAAUAUCAAUAAAUAUGGACUUUAAACAGAUGUCAAAAAAAAUAAAUUGAUAAGAUAAUUGAUAAUUACUAGUAUAGAUAUAUCUGUAUAAAAAGUUAGUCAAUUAUGUGCCAGUAAAUUUAGAGCAUUCAAUUUUGCCGGAGUUAAUAAUUUAAAAAAUAAGAAAUGAUAAUUAAACUAUCAAUAAUUAUAAAUUUCGCGGUACUGUGCACUGCUGAGUAUUACACUGUAAAAAAUUUUGAUUUGUUAUAUAAAAAUAAUAUAAUUUGUGAAUCCUGUGAAAAUUCAUCUUUCAAACCAACAUGGGAUAGUUUGGACAGUCGCAAGUUACCUCAGUGGUACGAUGACGCUAAAUUUGGAAUUUUUAUCCACUGGGGUGUAUUUAGUGUUCCUAGUUUUGGCUCAGAAUGGUUUUGGAAACAUUGGAAAGAUGAAAACGGUACCGGUAAAAUAAGUGAUUUUAUGCGACAACGGUACCCGCCAAAUUAUUCAUACCAAGAUUUCGCUCGUGAUUUUACUGCUGAUUUUUUUAACGCAACCCAAUGGGCUGAAUUAUUUGAAUCAGCGGGUGCUAAGUAUGUGGUAUUGACAAGUAAACAUCAUGAAGGAUUUGCUUUGUGGCCUUCCAAAUACUCAUUUAGCUGGAAUGCAAAAGAUGUUGGACCCCAUAGAGAUUUAAUCGGUGAACUGGCGACCGCAAUAAGAAACACUAAAAUAAAAUUCGGUUUGUACCAUUCGUUAUACGAGUGGUUCAAUCCCCUGUGGGAGUCUGAUAAAAGAUCAAACUUUUCCACUAGUGAAUUCGUAAAUUUCAAAAUAAUUCCUGAAAUGCUUGAACUUGUCAACACUUAUCAUCCAGAAGUUCUUUGGUCUGACGGCGAAUGGGACGCUCCAGAUACCUACUGGAAGUCUAAAGAAUUUUUAGCUUGGCUGUUUAAUGACAGCCCAGUCAAAGACACGAUAGUUGUUAAUGAUCGUUGGGGUCAUGAGACACUUUGUCAUCAUGGAGAUUUUUAUACCUGCACGGACAGAUACAACCCAGGAGUUUUGCAAAAGCACAAGUGGGAAAAUGCGAUGACAAUCGACAAAAAGUCAUGGGGUUAUCGUCGCAAUGCUGAUCUAAGUCAGUAUCUGACAACAGCUGAGUUAAUUAAAGAGCUGGUAAUUACUGUAAGUUGCGGAGGUAAUUUAUUAAUGAACGUCGGGCCAACUAAAGAUGGAAUUAUCCCCCCAAUUUAUGAAGAACGUCUUCGAGACAUAGGCCAAUGGUUAAAAACAAAUGGCGAAGCGAUUUAUUGUACUCGGCCUUUUGACUUUCAAAACGACACCAUAAGUAAAGAUGUUUGGUACACGCAGGGAAAUUCUAACACAAAAACAAUCUACGCAACUGUUUUGACCUGGCCUUCAAAUGAUUCGUUGUCUCUGGUGGUUCAAACUGCAUCAAACGUCACUAUUCUGGGCUACAAGGGACCUCUGAAGUGGGAACUUUCUAAAGGUGGUUUGAAAAUUUCUAUGCCGCCGGCAGCUCACAGAGGCCAGCCAGCAUGGGUGCUAAAAAUCAUAUCAUAAAUCGUGAUUAGAUAAAUGUAUGAAUUUAUUUUUUUAUAUUUAUAUACGGUAAUUAUUAACAAAGUUAAUAAAAAGUAAACUAUGUAAUCA